Messenger RNA from Penicillium mononematosum, 2160 nucleotides. RefSeq names its product putative ubiquitin fusion degradation protein (Ufd1). NCBI's taxonomy places the organism in Eukaryota, Fungi, Ascomycota, Eurotiomycetes, Eurotiales, Aspergillaceae. The transcript has 2 exons. Gene Ontology annotation, molecular function: polyubiquitin modification-dependent protein binding. The record is from RefSeq and is a predicted model, not a curated record. Gene Ontology annotation, cellular component: VCP-NPL4-UFD1 AAA ATPase complex. The coding region runs from base 1 to 2160 and encodes 719 amino acids.
AUGGCUGAAGAUACUUUAGUGUGGUCGUCCCAGCUACUCGUCGCAUCGCCAGGGCGGGCGCCUCGACUAACCGGUGACAAAAUCACUCUACCACAAUCUGCGCUUGAACAGCUGCUAGCUGCUGCUCCGCUUCAAGCUGUCCCCUCCGGGAAUCCUCGUGUACUUACUCCGUCAUUCGAUCCCUUCAACCACCAUACCUUCGCCGCCGAAUCACGCGCCCGUCAAGAGGUCGAGCAACGUCAGCAGCAACUACCCCACCCGUUGAUCUUCCGCAUUGUCAAUCCUCUCAAUGGUCGAUUCAUCUAUGCGGGCAUUCGGGAGUUCUCCGCCGAAGAGAAUGAAGUCGCGCUGAGUACGUUGCUCAGAGACUCACUCGAUAUCAAGGAUGAAGAGUUCUUGGGCGAAAAUGGCGAACCACAAGACCCGGCGGUCCAAGUAGAAAGGGAACCAUCACCACGGGCUGGCCCUGCGGUCACAGUGCAUGCGAAGCAACUACCCAAGGGCACCUAUGUUCGCCUCCGUCCGCUGGAAGCCGGAUACGAUCCUGAAGACUGGAAGGCUCUUUUGGAAAGAUACUUACGGGACAACUUUACGACCCUCACGACGGGCGAGCUUCUGACAGUGCCGGGUACGCGGAGCGAGUCAUUCAGGUUCUUGGUGGAUAAAGUGUUUCCCGAAGGCGAAGGAAUCUGCGUGGUGGAUACAGACCUUGAAGUUGACAUCGUUGCAUUGUCGGAGGAACAGGCCCGAGAAACGCUACAGAAGAGAUUGGAAAAGGCUUCACGCGCGCCGGGUACGGCUAGCGGCAGUUCGAUCGGUGGUAUCCUCAGCAUUGGAGAAAGUGUCACUGCCCAAGUAUUGCCUGGGGAAUACGUGGAUUAUGAACUUCGAAAUUGGAACCCCCAAGAUACUAUUCGGAUUGAGCUCACAACCGACAACCCAGAAAUGAGCCUUUUUGCCACAGUUCACGCCGAUCCUGCGGGCAGUGAAUCAUCUGAUACACAGCAGCAGUCACCAUCGCAAUACCACCUGCGGAUCACAGUGAAUCCGUUUGAUCCGUCAGUCAGGCAUAAUGAGACGGAAGAAUCCCACGAGCCUGGCGAUGUGCAGUGCAAGAACUGCCAGCAAUGGGUUCCUGAACGGACAUUAGUUCUGCACGAGAACUUCUGUCUUCGCAAUAAUGUAUUAUGUCCGCAGUGUCAGAAUGUCUUCCAAAAGCGGUCUCCAGAAUGGCAAUGUCACUGGCACUGCCCACACGACUCCGGCCAUGGCAAUGAUGCACCAAGCAAAGAAAAACAUGAUGCUAUCUUCCACCAAACACACAAAUGCACCGACUGUGCGGGAGAGUUCGAAGGGCUUCCUAGUCUUGCGCAACAUCGCACUACAGAUUGUCCUGGGAAGUUGAUUCUCUGUCAAUUCUGCCAUCUGCUCGUGCCACAGAAAGGCGACUCUGACCCUGACUUCCGUGACCCCGAGGUGAUGCUCUCCGGCCUCACUCCACACGAGCUGGUGGACGGAGGACGCACCACGGAAUGCCAUCUGUGUAAUAAGAUUAUCCGAUUACGAGACAUGAACACCCAUCUUCGUCACCAUGACCUGGAGCGCCUUUCUCGACCGACACCGCGCAUCUGUAUGAACAGGAAUUGCGGCAGGACAUUGAACAAAACCGGCAAUGAGUCUGUUGGCCUGUGCAGCUUCUGUUUCGGACCGCUGUAUGUGGACACGCACGACCCAGAGGGAAAAGCACUCCGUCGUCGCAUUGAACGCCGAUACCUGUCCCAGAUGAUGACCGGGUGUGGAAAGCCUUGGUGUCAGAAUGAGUAUUGCAAAACGGCAAAGCAGAAAAUGGCAUCUGACUCUGGUCCUCCAGUCACGAUGAGUGUGGUGGAAAUCAUGAAGUUAACACGCCCACUUGUCGAAGCUCUUAAUAUGCAACCGGAUGUGUCCAACACGGCGCCUUUAUAUCUCUGUGCUGAUGAAACAAGUCAACACCGUCGCAAUAUCGCGGAGUUGAUUGCAGCAGAGAGCACUGAAGGUAAUAGCAAAGUGUAUGAUCUACCAUGGUGUAUUGCAGCAGCCGAAGCCGCGGGUGGCGACUUGGAGAAGGCGAGAGAGUGGCUGUCUAAAUGGGCACCAACUCAGGACGCAACGAGUACAUGA